Aplysia californica (California sea hare) is the source of this 2130-nucleotide messenger RNA. RefSeq names its product nucleolar MIF4G domain-containing protein 1 homolog. Gene Ontology annotation, biological process: ribosomal small subunit biogenesis. Gene Ontology annotation, cellular component: nucleolus. Gene Ontology annotation, molecular function: RNA binding; protein binding. Bases 635 to 1342 code for a protein of 235 amino acids. NCBI's taxonomy places the organism in Eukaryota, Metazoa, Mollusca, Gastropoda, Aplysiida, Aplysiidae. The transcript is spliced from 7 exons. The record is from RefSeq and is a predicted model, not a curated record.
GGUUACUUUGAUAACACUGUGAAGCAAAUUUGCUUCCUGUCCUAUGGAAGAAAGAUGCUGGAAGCAGCUUUGUUGAAGAAUGCUCAACCAGAGUCAAGCAGGCCUUACUCCACUCGCUGUGUGAGACCUCCGACUACUAAAGGUGGAGAGUUCUCGAGUUCAAGGACUCAGACUUGCUAUUCAGCGUGAUGAGAAAGAGCUGAAACAGCUGGAAAAGAAUCUCAAUUUUUGGAAAAAGAAGGACAAAACUAGCUUGCCUUCAUCCUUUGUCAACGAUGGACUAGUCUACAUUUUGGAUGCCACCGACUCUGAUAAGAUCAAGACAUUUGAAGAUGCAGUCCCAGGAAUUGAGGGUCUUGGAGCAUCAGACACAGAGUCUCCUUCAGAGUCUGAGGAGUACAACUCUGAUGAGGAGGAUCAGUCCGAAGCAGGGCCAGGCCCUGGGUGGGAUCCUACUGCGAAGGCAGAAAAGUCCAUCCUCAAAGUGAAGAAGGAUCAAAAGAAAAAUGAAAAGUCUGUGAAGUUCAAUGUUAAUGAACCUGAUACAGAUGAAAGUGACCCUUUUGAAGACAAUUUUACAGAUACUGAAUUUGGUGGUGGAGGAGAAGACGUUAGUGAUGAUGAAGAAGCGGAGAUGGAGGAGGAGGAAGAAGAAGAAUUGGGUGAUGAUGAUGAUGAAGAAGCGGAGAUGGAGGAGGAGGAAGAAGAAGAAUUGGGUGAUGAUGAUGAUGAUGACAUGGCCGAGGAACAUGAAGGCGAUGUGGAGGAUGUGGAAAGUAAAUCUUUAAAGAGAAAGAGGGGUGAAAAUGAAGAAGAUGAUUCUGAGCUCAAGGAGGACAUCUACGGAAGACUGCGGGAUAAGCAAGGAAACAUUGUCAAACCUGGUCACAUUGGCACAGACGUCCCACCAGCGAAGAGAGCAAUGAUGGCUGGUAGUCAGGGAAAUGAGCAACUGAGAAAGAAAUUGAAGGGUUUACUGAACAAAGUCAGUGAAGGUGCAAUGCAAGCUAUCAGUUCACAAGUGGAGGCUCUGUACUUGGAUAACAGCCGUGCUGAUGUUAACGAGACCAUGACCUCUUUAAUCAUGGAAGCUAUCGUGACUCCAGUGAUCACCCCUGAGCGACUAGUGGCUGAGACAGCCAUGUUCAUAGCCAUUCUUCACAGCAAUGUUGGGACAGAAAUUGGUGCUUACUUCAUCCAGACAGUUGUCAAAAAAUUUGAUGAGCUUCUUCAAGAAGUAGAUUAUGGCGCUGGAAAAUUACUGGACAAUGUGUUGCUAAUCAUUGCAAGCAUCUACAAUUUCAAGCAGUUGGAUUCAGUCUGUGCAAAGAUGAUCCAGUGAGGUUGAAACAGGCCAUACUUGAUAUCCAGGCAAAGGCAAGGAUUAUUGAAAGCUCAGCAGAAGUGGGCAUGCAAGCACGCAUACGUUUCGUGCUGGAUGUUUUGGUGGCAGUCCGUAACAACAACUUGAGGAAAAUUCCAAGCUAUGACCCUUCUCAUAUUGAGCACUUGCGAAAAGUCGUCCGAAAUUUUCGGAAAGGUAUUGCAUUGAUUUCCUCUCAUAUUACAAUGAGGAAACGGAAUCUUUCUUCUUAGACCUCUCUGCACCUUUUUCUUGGUUGCAGAUUAGAAAAAUUUCCAUUUUUAGACAUGCAUGUUUGCUGACAAUCGUCUGAAAUCCGACAAUCGCGACCCAACCCGCGAGCCGGCCGAUGCUAUCGCUAGGCCUACCUGUACACUGUAUAAGUCAAUGUGCGAAGUGCGAGGCCUGGCCGACUGCCAGCGCCCCCUUUUUCUCCCGUCGGCUUUGUCGGCACUUUCGUUUUCGUGCGCAUGCCGACGUCGGCAUUUCCGACAUGACUGUCGGAACCUGAGUAGAAAUACGAGUACGAAAAAGGACGACGACCUAAAUUAUCUACUUUCAGUUUUGUGCUAGAGCGGCCAUUUUGAAUUUUGUUUGUUGACUGUUCAUGUGGAUUCAUUGUUAGAUUGAGUCCGACUUACUUGUUCUAGAUCUAGAUAUAGAUUUAUAGACCAUAAUAGACCUCAAUGGGGGAUUCAUAUUCCAAUUCUAUUGUGUCAAAUCCUAUUAUAGGUUGUGCUGUAAUAUUAAUGCUGGUAAAAAGCCUU